AUGGACGAGAUUAUCAAAGAAAUUAACACCCCCGCAAAAGCCACAGACGCUGUGAGUUCUUUUCGAGCAAACAAUCCAGAUGGAAAGUCGGAGCUAGAAUACAAAGAAAUUUCCGCAAAAGUCGCGAUGCAGCUGUGGCACCGCGCACGCAGCCAUAGUAAUCGGGUGACAUCGGCUAAUAUUAGUGAAGAUCACAAAACGUUAGAAUUGAGAAACGAAAUUCCUUAUCGAUUGAAGAAAAUUAUCUUACCCGCACUGCAAGAAAAGUUCAGGCUGCUACUCACCACUUUCGACCUAAUGGAACCAGCAGAAAGCAACCCUAAAUCGUGGUACGAAGCGUUCUUGAACAACUGCAUAGAGAUCGACGACUUGUUGGAACAAAUGGCUUUAUCAAUAUUAUCGGUUUGGACCACAAACGACACGGGGCAGGGAUUUCUAGAAGAUAACCCACAUGUGGAGCAUGUGACUCGACUCAGAGCUGAAAAAACUGAAGAUCUCGUUGCAUACAUGAUGACCGCAUGCCACGACUUUUUCUCUGGUUCCUAUCAGCACCAACGAUGGGGCCGCGUCCCUUCACCUUCCCAAUACAUCACUGCAGCCAUCACCAGACGAAUUCCUCGAAUCAUUGACCGCAUUGCUCAAAUAAUUCAAUGGCUUCAAAAAUCUCUAUUGAGUGUGUCGCGGGAAGACUGGAAAAUAGCGAUUGAGGAAUGCGAUGACUUGUUGAGCCUGUUGGCACAGCCAAUCCGCUUCAAGGCUGACAGAUAUUAUGACUCCGACGGGGAACCCGAUGAUAGCAGAACAAUCACAAAUAAUACUAAAGGAAACUUUGCUCGAGCCGCCGUUCAUCUAAUGAUAAUCUCUCGGAUAUAUUUCAAUAAGCUUUCUCGAUCAACCAACAUAUCAGGUACGCGGUUACACGUUGGCCAACUCGACGUCGAGGAGCAGUGGAUGAUGUGGUCAAUCUUAUGCGAGGCUUUAUGGAUUGUUCAGCGAUCUUGGAAACCUAUUGGGACUCAUUGCUGA
This is a messenger RNA of Puccinia triticina, 1026 nucleotides long. RefSeq lists its product as uncharacterized. The coding region runs from base 1 to 1026 and encodes 341 amino acids. The record is from RefSeq and is a predicted model, not a curated record. NCBI's taxonomy places the organism in Eukaryota, Fungi, Basidiomycota, Pucciniomycetes, Pucciniales, Pucciniaceae. The transcript has 3 exons.